AUGCGUGAAUACAAGCUAGUGGUGUUAGGCUCUGGAGGUGUGGGCAAGUCUGCUUUGACAGUUCAGUUUGUACAGGGAAUCUUUGUGGAAAAAUAUGACCCAACAAUAGAAGACUCGUACAGAAAGCAAGUUGAAGUAGAUGGGCAGCAAUGUAUGCUUGAAAUUCUCGACACAGCCGGCACAGAACAGUUCACAGCAAUGAGGGACUUGUACAUGAAGAAUGGCCAAGGCUUCGCCCUGGUGUACUCCAUCACAGCACAGUCCACCUUCAACGACCUCCAAGACCUGCGAGAACAGAUUCUUCGAGUAAAGGACACAGAGGAUGUAAGUGUCCAUUUGCUCCUGGGAGGUUUUGGACCUUUAUCCAGUUCUCCCAAAGAUGCAUGGAAAUGGUCUUGA
Messenger RNA from Menidia menidia (Atlantic silverside), 399 nucleotides. The record is from the annotation of a GenBank genome assembly. NCBI's taxonomy places the organism in Eukaryota, Metazoa, Chordata, Actinopteri, Atheriniformes, Atherinopsidae.